Messenger RNA from Gadus chalcogrammus (walleye pollock), 1622 nucleotides. RefSeq lists its product as uncharacterized. Gene Ontology annotation, molecular function: nucleic acid binding; zinc ion binding. The record is from RefSeq and is a predicted model, not a curated record. The transcript has a single exon. NCBI's taxonomy places the organism in Eukaryota, Metazoa, Chordata, Actinopteri, Gadiformes, Gadidae. Bases 331 to 1536 code for a protein of 401 amino acids.
AACUGGGCAGAGUAUUUAAAAUAUGUUAAUCCGCUGUCCACUAGGUGGCAGCAACCCUUUGUUGUUACGGUUGAGUUAACCUAUGAGUGAGGCACAGAACAAGUUCAGUCAGCCAUGUGCCCUUGUUUACCAUGUUACGUAUGCUGCACACUGUGUUCGUCAGGAACGAAAUAAAGCUCCUUAAUUGUGCAAUAAGAAGCCUCCCGUGAGUUACUACAUAAAUGGCGACGAGGAUAAACUAAAGCCGAUGCCUCGUGGGGAUGCAAGCAAAACAGUAAGACUGUAAAGUUGCUAGUUCAAAUCUGAAUUGGACGUUCCCCGGGAACGAUCAUGGCGGCGGCCUUGGUAGGGAGCACCGCUCCGUUCGACAGUGAGACGCAGACGUGGGAAGAAUAUUGUGAGGUUCUCCACCAUUUCUUUGAGGCUAAUGGAAUCACAGAUGCAAGUCGGCAGAAAGCUAUAUUGCUCAGUUCAGUGGGAAGUCAGACGUACAGCCUCGCGAGGAACCUUGUCAGUCCCGCCAAGCCCGGAGACAAGACGUUUGCCGAACUGGUCAAGAUUUUAAAGGAACAUUUCAACCCCAAACCCAGCGAGAUUGUGCAGCGGUUCAAGUUUAAUUCCAGACAAAGGAAGCUUGAGGAAACGGUAAUGGAAUACAUCGCUGUGCUAAGGAAGUUAGCACUGGAUUGCAACUAUGGAGACAAGUUGUCGGAGAUGCUACGCGACAGACUGGUUUGUGGGAUCGGAGAUGACCGCAUUCAGCGCCGACUGUUGUCAGAGCCGGAUUUGACCUUUGAGAAAGCACUGAAGCUGGCACAAGCCAUUGAGACAGCCAGCAAGGAUGUAAAGGAUUUACAGUCUCUGGAGUCUACACACUCACACAUGAGGGCACCUCAAGCAGUGCACAAAAUGUCUACAAAGCAGUUCCCCACUAAGCAGCAGCACCAGAAUAACGCUUGUUACAGGUGUGGAGGUGAGCAGCACAGGGCUGGGGACUGUAGGUUUAUUAAGGAAACCUGUCAUAAGUGUGGGAAAAUGGGCCACAUUCAAAAAGUGUGUAGGUCAGGUGGCUCAGUUAGCGCUUCACAGGCUAGAGGGGGUGGGGUACCAACAGGGAAGUAUGGGAAACCUCAAGGAACACAUUAUGUCAGCCAGGGGGAGGGCGACAUAGACGAAGAUGAAGUCAUGUUCACACUGUACAAACUAGAACAACUAGACAUACCAGCAGAGGAGCCAUUUAUUCAGACAUUGACUGUUAAUGGGGAGAAACAGCAAUUUGAAAUGGACUCGGGGUGUGGGGUAACAGUAGUGAACCACUCUGUGUACAAAACCUUAUGGGGGAAGGAGGUGCCAGAGCUACGCUCCUGUAGAGUGAGGCUUAAAACAUAUACGGGACAUAAAGUAAAUGUUGUGGGAGCAGCAGUGGUUAAAGUACAGCAUAAAAAGCUAGUAGAGAACUUACCAUUGGUAGUGGUGGCAGGUUCAGGCCCUAGUCUAGUAGGCAGGUACUGGAUUAGGAGGCUAGGUUUACAGUGAAAACCAGAACCCCAGAUCCACCAUGUUCGGACAGAGACCCCAGAGAAGGCACAGAGGAGACCAGAGCCACAGAUACUCCAGGUUAA